Thunnus maccoyii (southern bluefin tuna) is the source of this 4804-nucleotide messenger RNA. RefSeq names its product proton myo-inositol cotransporter-like. NCBI's taxonomy places the organism in Eukaryota, Metazoa, Chordata, Actinopteri, Scombriformes, Scombridae. Gene Ontology annotation, cellular component: membrane. Gene Ontology annotation, biological process: transmembrane transport. Gene Ontology annotation, molecular function: myo-inositol:proton symporter activity. The record is from RefSeq and is a predicted model, not a curated record. The transcript has 10 exons. Bases 404 to 2359 code for a protein of 651 amino acids.
AUAAAUGAUCCACUCUCUCCACUCCAGCAUCAUGCUUUCAAAAUAUUUCUUUGCGUCAUGCCGACGCUGGUAGUGACGAACUGCUCCACUACACUCCUCCUGUCUUACCUUUCCUCCCCACUCUCUCCCUCCACUCACUCUCUUAACUCUCCCAUCAGGACCACGGGGAUGUGAUGCACUGACUGUACACACAAGGCUGGGGAGCAACUUUAUUCAGCAGUCAGCGCUACUGUUUGGGAGAGGUUUUGGAUAACCAGCGCGACUCUAACUCUAAACUGAGGGGGGGUUAAUUAGUAAAUUGGGUGAGUGUGUUUUUGUUUUCUUUUUUGUUUUCCUUUUUUCUUUUUCUUUUUUGAAGCAUCAGGUACAACUCAGCAGCCCUGUCCUGUGUUGUAUUACCCAUAUGUCGCGAAAGCAGGUCGACCAUGACUACAACCUGCGUAGUAUGAGCAACCUGAUGGGCGAGCGGUGGAAGAAAGUGAACGAUGGAGGAGAGCGGAGUCUCAUCAAGGCUCCGUCCAGCGCCAGCAUCAGCAGCCAGGGCGCCGCCGCCGGGGCUUCCACCGCUGGUGCCCCGGCAGCUUCCUCCUCCUCCACUGGGGACCUGGAGAGGGCUGCCCGCAAGCAGUUCCAGCAGGAUGUCACGCCUGGCUUCGUUUACCUGCUGGCCGUCUUCUCCGCCCUGGGUGGCUUCUUGUUCGGCUACGACACCGGGGUGAUCUCCGGGGCGAUGCUCCUGCUGAAGAGGGAGCUGGACCUGAGCGCCCUGUGGCAGGAGGUGCUCAUAUCAAGUACUGUGGCCGCGGCCGCCCUGUCCGCCCUGCUGGGCGGCUUCCUCAACGGGCUGUUCGGGCGCAGAGUGUGCAUACUGCUGGCCAGCUUCAUCUUCACCGUCGGGGGGAUCGUACUGAGCACCGCCCCCGGCAAAGAGGUGCUUCUGGCGGGGAGGCUCAUCGUCGGAGUGGGGCUUGGUAUUGCCUCUAUGACAGUGCCGGUGUACAUCGCUGAGGCUUCUCCGCCCCACCUCAGGGGUCAGCUGGUGACAGUUAACACCCUCUUCAUCACCGGUGGACAGUUCACAGCCAGCCUCAUCGAUGGCGCCUUCAGCUACCUGCAGCGUGAUGGAUGGAGGUACAUGUUGGGUCUGUCGGUGAUUCCCGCCGUGCUCCAGUUCGUGGGUUUCCUGUUCCUACCGGAGAGCCCUCGCUGGUUAAUCCAGCGCGGGCUGACCCAGAAGGCCCGGCGCGUGCUCAGUCAGAUCCGAGGCAACCAGAACAUUGACGAGGAGUACGACAGCAUCAAGAACAGCAUCGAGGAGGAGGAGAAGGACAGUGGAGGUGAUGGCCCGGUGAUCUGGCGGGUGCUGACCUACCCCCCCACACGACGAGCCCUCCUGGUGGGCUGUGGUCUUCAGAUGUUCCAGCAGCUUUCAGGAAUCAACACUGUGAUGUACUACAGCGCCACUAUCUUGCAGAUGUCAGGGGUACGGGAUGACAGACUGGCAAUCUGGCUUGCCGGACUCACUACCCUCACCAACUUCCUGUUUACCCUGCUGGGAGUGUGGCUGGUGGAGAGAGUGGGGCGCCGGAAGCUCACCUUGAGCAGUAUCAUAGGAACAUGUCUGAGCUUGAGUCUGUUGGCCGUCGGUUUUCUGAUGUCAGCCCAGCACAGUCCUCCUGUCACCUUCCACCCAUUAGACCCCUCCGUGGUCAACUCUACCUGCUCCAAGUACCAGCUGUGUGAGCCGUGCAUGCUGGACCCAGGAUGUGGUUUCUGUUACCGUGAGAAUGGCUCGGCAAUCCUCACCUCCUCCUGUGUGCCAGUCAAUAAAGCCUCCACUGAGCAGGCGGCAUGGGGCAGAUGCUCCAACUCCAGCCAGAUUAGAGAGCAGACGUACUGGGCCUACAACUACUGUCCCACAUCCUACUCCUGGCUGGUUUUACUGGGCCUGAUGCUCUACCUGGCUGCUUUUGCUCCAGGGAUGGGUCCUAUGCCAUGGACCAUCAACUCAGAGAUCUAUCCUUUGUGGGCGAGGAGCACAGGGAAUGCUUGCGCAGCCGGAGUCAACUGGACCUUCAAUAUCCUGGUGUCACUUACCUUCCUCCAUCUGGCUCAGUAUUUCACCUACUAUGGGGCUUUCUUCCUCUACUCCAGCAUGGCCUUGCUCGGUUUCUUCUUCAUCUAUGGCUGCCUGCCGGAGACCAAAGCUCGGCGUCUGGAGGAGAUUGAGGCGCUGUUUGAGAAUCAGCUUUGUUCCUGCGGCGCCUCGGAUUCAGACGAGGGACGGCAGGUCGAGUAUAUCCGGGUCAAAGGGUCAAACUACCAUCUAUCGGACAACGAUGCAUCUGAUGUAGACUAGGGGAAGUUUCUGUGUUGGUAAACUCCCUCUGAGUGUUUCAGUAGCUUCCAAGAUUGCAGAAACAUGCAGAGUUCUUGGGUUUGAAAUUUUUUUUUCUUUUGUGAUCUGAGGAGCCACUGGUUUCCCUCACUGAGGUUCAAUAUCAGAGCUUAAAAAAACGUUUUGCUUGUAUCACUUUCAAUUCAGUCAAUUCAGGAAUCCAAAAUCAGCAUCAGUGCUUUAGCAGCUAGCAGGGGUAAGAAUGUUUUGUUUUCAGCUUAUUCUCUGAAUUGAGGGUGACAAAUCUUGAGUCUCAACCAUGCACCAAAAUAUCUCAAUUAAGACAUAAUAGUCCUUAAGUGUCUCGCUCAAGAACACUUGGACAGGAAAUAUGACUGUUGAGCACACACUGCAUACACAAAGUAAAAGGGACACUUCCUCUCUCAUAGAGCCCACAAAUCUUAAUGAUUUCCUUUCACAAAGGAAGAAACAUAAACAAGGACAAGCAGAUCAAUUAUUAUAAAGUAUCAGGAAGAUGUCCCUAAUAUUUUGUAUAUGCUUGAGAAUUAUAAUUUAAUAUAUGAUGUUGUGCAUAUCGUAUAAAAGUACAGCAUAACACAUCCAUCCUACUGCAUCAUGUCAGAAUAUGUUUCCAUUGCGAACUCCAUUGAAAAAGGUACAGUAAAUGUGGUCUUAGAAAACAGGCGUCCACAAAACUUAUGUCGACGUGACAGCAGUUGUGACUUGUUGAUCUAUAGUACCAUUAUGCCUUUCUAUAUGAAAACACAUCUCAGUUAAAUGUUGUUUAUGCUUGUAGCAUAGCACACUUGACAUCAGUUCCUCAUGAUGAUGGUCUUAUGUUGUGAUAUUUUUAUGGAAAGCAAACACCAGAGAUGUACAGUGUAUUGUUCCAAGUUUAGCAUACUUGUAUUGUCAGUGGGUGCCUAAACAAAACCACUGACCAGUCUAGUAGCACUGAAAGAAACAUAUUUUGUUGUUGUUUUUAUUUCUACUUAUUUUUUGGAAUGUUUGCAUUAUUUGCAAUUUCAAACCUUCAGUUUAUUGCUUACCUGCCUUUUAAAAAUAGCAGUUUCUAACAUAGUGUGGUGAGUCCAGUUUAACAUGUCCCAAAACCUGCACUAUAAACCAGUGUUUUAAACCAACAUGUCAUGAAACAUUGCUGACUGCUGGUAGUUACUAACCAGUCUGCUCCAUCUAUAGUAGUAAACUAAACACCAUGAUUUAAAGAUUGAAACUUCACUUGUAUUUUUAAGUAUCACUUUCUAUCUUUAACAUGAUAAUAUUAGUGCCUGUGUAUUGUGAAGGUGCCUAAUGGCCGUUUUCAGUCCAAAUCCCCGACGUGGACAUGUAUGUAUUAUAUCAUGUUAUGAUAAUUAGGUUCACAUAGCUUUUUUUUUUACUUUACAUGUACAUAUCUGCAUUUCACCUGUGAUGUAAUAUUAUUUUUUUACUAUCAUUUUGUGUAUUUUUUGAUUUGUCUUCCUCCAUAGCCUUAUGUACAAAUAGCAGAGCAUAUCAUUUAUGUGGUUCUCGUGUCAAAAGUCGAGGAGUAGGCUUUAGCGUAAUUUGCCAGUGUUGUUUUGUAAAAUUGUAAAACUGUGUGCGGUUACACCUUGUUAGUCAAAUACACAUAGGUUUCUGUGUAGCAAACUGUAGACAGCAGAGUAACUGUACAAGAAAUUUGUGUAACAAAACAAAACAGGUGAAUAAGGCGUUAACAGGCCGUUACUGUGUCAAUUAACAGGUUUCUCAUGGAAGAUCAUGUCAAUUUUUGGCUUGUGGUUCUGAACCAUCAUGAAUAAGAUUUAAUACCUCUUUUUAAUAAAGUCUGAAAUAAGGAACUGUGUAGUGACAUUUUCAGUGAUGGGUCAAAGUUGAAUAGAUGUUUGCAUCAAGUAUUGUGAUAUAUUUGGUAUUUUACACAGGGAUUGCUAUUGAAAUGGUAAAUCAGUAUUAAAUAAAGUAGUAACAUAUUUAUCUCAUAAAUUGUAAGAAUGUGGCAUAACUGUCCUUUGAGAAACUUUUAAAACAUUUUUCUCCAAAAGCAGCUUUAAAGGACCAUUUUCAGCUAAUUAUAGUUUAUAACAGCUCGUGAUGGUCCCUUAAGCCAACAGGGUAAAGGAAUCAAACAGUUAAACAGUUAACACAAGUUCUGGUAAUGAUGAGAAACACCCUGCAUAUUCUGUUCAUUCAGCUAUAAGAGAAAGAUCUGUCUUUUCUUUAAAAGUGAAGAAAAAUAACUAUAAUUCAAAAUGUGAAAGUAUUGUUUCAACUGUCAAGAGUUUUGUUUGGUACAGAAUCAGUUGUCUUAAAACACACAAAGUAGUUUUGUACUGAAAGUAUUAUUACAGAUAACAAACACACACACACACACACACACACACACACACACACACACACACACACACACACAAAUUAAGCUGUUGCUCCAUAACACAGAUUGUG